GUUAUUGCCCACAAGAGGGCGGAAGAAGCACAAACCGGAUGUCGGAAAUGAGGUCACCGUCAACGUGCGAAAUUCAAACUUGAGUAAGAAAACAUCUGAGCGGACUUUAACUGAUCUGACCUUCUUCAGCGUCACAAUACACCGUGAAAACAGGAGGUUCACCGUCGUCCGGCUCGAAGCAGGGAGGAUGCCCGUGGAAAGGAUGGAGCACCGCGGAGCCGACGAGCUCUACAAAUACUACGAGGUUUAUGAGACCAUCGGCUCAGGAGGCUUUGCUAAAGUGAAGCUGGGUCGACACCUCCUGACGGGACAGAAGGUUGCCAUUAAAAUCAUGAACAAGAAGGACCUAGGGGACGACCUGCCCCGUGUGAAGGUGGAGAUUGAGGCCAUGAAGAGCCUGAGCCAUCAGCACGUCUGUCGUCUCUACCACGUCAUAGAGACCUCCACCCAGAUCUUCAUGGUGCUGGAGUACUGUAUAGGUGGAGAGCUGUUUGACUACAUCAUAGCAAAGGACCGUCUGUCAGAGGAGGAGACCAGAGUGUUUUUCAGACAGAUUGUGUCGGCGUUGGCCUACGUCCACAGCCAGGGAUACGCACACAGGGACCUCAAACCGGAAAACUUGUUGAUUGACGAAGACCACAACUUGAAGCUCAUAGACUUCGGAUUGUGCGCCAAACCAAAGGGAGGUUUGGGCUAUGAGCUGAUGACAUGCUGUGGGAGCCCUGCGUACGCCGCCCCUGAACUCAUCCAAGGAAAAGCGUACAUCGGUUCAGAGGCUGACGUGUGGAGUAUGGGAGUGCUGCUGUUCGCUCUUCUCUGUGGAUACCUGCCCUUUGACGACGACAACUGCAUGGUCCUCUACAGGAAGAUUUCGAGAGGUAAAUACGAUAACCCCAGGUGGCUCUCUCCGGGUAGCAUCCUCCUCCUCAACCAGAUGAUGCAGGUGGACCCCAAGCGACGUCUUACCGUCCGUCAGCUGCUGGAUCAUCCCUGGGUGAUGAAGGACUACAACAGCCCUGUGGAGUGGCUCAGCAGGCAGCCGCUCGGCCACAUAGACGUGGACUGUAUCACCGAGAUGGCCGUCCACAUGAAGCGUUCGAGGGAGAGCACCAUAGCUCUGGUCAAGGAGUGGCGCUAUGACCAGACCACAGCCACCUACCUGCUGCUGCUGUCAAAGAAGCAGAGGGGCAAACCUGUCCGCCUGCGCCCCGAACCAGCAGCGUGUGAGGACUCCUGCUCGCCGCUGCACAAGGGAAUACAGACGAGGGAAGUCCUUCACUACAGCGAGGACGAGGACGCCGUCAUUGUGGGUUCUCUGGACUUUUGCUCAGAGUACAUUGACGACUGCCCGUGGGUUUCAGACGUACACUAUACACCGCAGAGGGUCAGAGGACAGCCAGAUGGAUGCGCAAACAACAAAGACACGAGGCUGACAUCUCCAUCGGCGGAGAAAAGGUACGCCUACAGCCCGACCCCAGAGAGGGGGCGACCGACGGCUCAGCACCAGCACCAGGAAAGGAGGGACCGAGACCACGAACGGGCCAGCGAGAACAAGGAGAACAAGGAGAACAUCGCCGCCACGCAGGACAGAGACGUUGACGUCUUCGCGUUGCCUCCUCCUCGAACCCCUGUGUCCAGUAAGAAGAACUCACGGCCCAACAAGAACGUGCUGACCACGCCCAAUCAGAACGCAAACGCCAACGGCACUAAAACCAACGCAGUCACACCUAAAGGUGGAGGCAGUGCCUCUAAAGAGCACAAUAAGAAGAAGGCAGCAGAGAACAAGGAGUUUCCCAACGUCGAAAUCCUCACAUUCAGUCCUGAGAGGAGGUCUCGCUCUCUGGACAUGGCUGUCACAGGAGACAGCGGGAAGAAGAAGAGAGGCGGGAAGAUGUUCGGUUCCCUGGAGAGAGGCCUGGACAAAGUGAUCACCAUGCUCACUCCCAGCAAGAGACGAGCCCUGCGUGAUGGCCCGCGUAAGAUCAAGGCGCAAUACAACGUGACUCUGACCAGUCAGACCAACCCGGACCAGGUCCUUAACCAGAUCCUCUCCAUCCUGCCGGAGAAAAACGUCGACUUCACACAGAAAGGGUACACCCUGAAGUGUCAGACCUGGGGAGACUUUGGGAAGGUAACCAUGGCGUUCGAGCUGGAGGUGUGCCUGCUGCAGAGGCCGGAGGUCGUCGGGGUCCGCCGCCAGAGGCUGAAGGGAGACGCCUGGGUCUACAAGCACCUGGUGGAAGACAUCCUCUCCGCGUCCAGUAUUUAAACAAUGCACUUUAAUGUUCAUGUUUGUGUCAGAGACAUGAAGGAUGACAGGUCGGUGAUUGAAGUCUCAGCACAUUAAUGAUCAGUCCUUCAUUAUUCCUAAUAAAUAUUUAAAAUGAUCCAUAGGCCAGCCUGCAAUCCCCCAGACUACACGUUACACAGAAUUUAUGAGCAUUGCAUGUCAGGAUGAGUGUACAGCUCCACUUGUUUUAUGUAGAAUAUCGUUGUUUUACUUCUCUUCAUAAGCUGAACAUGGUGUGUGUGUGUGUGUGUGUGUGUGUGUUUGUUUGUGUGUCUGUGUGUGUGUUAUUUACAGCGUACCUUCUGGCUACUUCUUAGCAUAUUUAUGUCUUAAUGUUAUUCUUCCCUGUAGCUGCAAAACUUAAUUGAAUAACAUAAAGAACAUUAUUAAUGAGCUGUCAUUGUUUUUUGAUGUACAUGUUUACAUUCCCUCCAUCAUGUUUUUACAUGUUUGUCUCGUAUGAAGCGUCUGCUUUCACUUCUUGUCGGUGCUUUUUGUAGUUUUUUUUUUAAACCGUCUGUAAGAUUUCUACUGACGUGUAAAAGGACAAAAUAAAUAGUUUUAAAUGUAA
This is a messenger RNA of Larimichthys crocea (large yellow croaker), 2861 nucleotides long. RefSeq names its product maternal embryonic leucine zipper kinase (gene melk). Gene Ontology annotation, molecular function: protein serine/threonine kinase activity; ATP binding. The transcript is spliced from 18 exons. Lineage: Eukaryota; Metazoa; Chordata; Actinopteri; Sciaenidae. Gene Ontology annotation, cellular component: cytoplasm. Bases 188 to 2269 code for a protein of 693 amino acids. Gene Ontology annotation, biological process: protein phosphorylation; intracellular signal transduction. The record is from RefSeq and is a predicted model, not a curated record.